This is a messenger RNA of Aureobasidium vineae, 519 nucleotides long. Lineage: Eukaryota; Fungi; Ascomycota; Dothideomycetes; Dothideales; Saccotheciaceae. The record is from the annotation of a GenBank genome assembly.
UUACUCUGCGCACCCGCAAGUUCAUCCGCAACCCCUGCUUGCCCGCAAGCAGAUGGUCGUGUGAGUCUCUCUCGCCCCCUCCCCACCGCUAGAGCACCGACGCCGCCCUGCCAAAGACCGGAUGUCAACCUGCGCCCAUGGAAACGAGAAGCAAGAGGAGGACCAGACGACAUUCAACAUUGCGCCGCCAUUGAUGUCCUCCACCCCAACCGUCCCAACGUCUCCAAGGAUGAGCUCCGCCAGAAGCUCUCCGAGCUCUACAAGGCCGACAAAGACCAGGUCUCCGUCUUCGGUUUCCGCACCCAGUACGGUGGUGGCAAGUCCACUGGCUUCGCCCUCAUCUACGACUCCAACGAGGCCAUGAAGAAAUUCGAGCCCCACUACCGUCUUGUCCGUGUUGGCAUGGCCACCAAGAUCGAGAAGGCCUCGAGACAGCAGCGCAAGCAGCGCAAGAACCGCAUGAAGACCCUCACCGGUACCGCAAAGGUCAAGGGUGCCAAGACCAAGAAGGACAAAUAA